AUGAAAUCCUCAAGCCAAAUCAUAGAUUUGUCAUACCCUCGUAGCUAUUCAAGAACCGGUGAAUGCUAUGGGCCACCCCCAGAGUCUUAUAACACUCCAAUCUACUGUCGCCCUAGUGAAUGCUACGUCCACCCCGCAAUCUUACAACACUCAUAUCUUUCCAUGGCCAACGUCUAUGGUCUAACCGCUCAUAUCCUCAACACUGUUUUAGCUGCAGGCUUGGACACAUCGUCUGCAACAUUAACAUGGGCUUUAUGUUUGUUGCUCAACAACCCAAGAGUAUUAGAAAUUUCCCAAGAUGAAUUGGAUGAGCAUGUUGGAAGGAAGAGAGCAGUAGAGGAGUCGGACCUGAAGAACCUUGUUUACCUUGAUGCAAUUGUUAAAGAAACACUACGUUUAUACCCGCCUGGACCUCUAAACCUUCCUCAUGAGUCCAUGGAGGAUUGCAUUAUUGGUGGCUACAAAAUCCCUAAAGGCACACGUUUAUUGACUAAUCUUUGGAAAAUUCAACAUGAUCCUAAUAAAUGGUCAGCUCCUGAAGAAUUUCAGCCAGAAAGAUUCUUGACAAGUCAUAAACAUGUGGAUGUUAGGGGAAACAAUUAUGAAUUGCUUCCUUUCGGUAGUGAUAGAAGAGUAUGCCCUGCUAUUCCCUUUGCUCUUCGUUCUUUGCAUAUAACUUUAGCUACUUUAAUACAACAAUUUGUGCUUAAAAACCCAUCCAAUGAACUCAUUGAUAUGAGUGAAAGCUGGAGUGACUAUCAGCAAAGCCAUCCCACUUGA
This is a messenger RNA of Lactuca saligna, 780 nucleotides long. Lineage: Eukaryota; Viridiplantae; Streptophyta; Magnoliopsida; Asterales; Asteraceae. The record is from the annotation of a GenBank genome assembly.